Messenger RNA from Amyelois transitella, 14600 nucleotides. It is a transcript of the gene Dhc1, whose product is annotated as dynein axonemal heavy chain 5. The transcript has 48 exons. Bases 1 to 14013 code for a protein of 4670 amino acids. Gene Ontology annotation, cellular component: dynein complex. Gene Ontology annotation, biological process: microtubule-based movement. Lineage: Eukaryota; Metazoa; Arthropoda; Insecta; Lepidoptera; Pyralidae. Gene Ontology annotation, molecular function: dynein intermediate chain binding; dynein light intermediate chain binding; minus-end-directed microtubule motor activity. The record is from RefSeq and is a predicted model, not a curated record.
AUGGAUCUGACCAUACUUGGGAGAGUGAUCAGUAAUUUUAAACGGCGGGAAGAAUGCGAGCGGAAGGCGAGGCGGGGGGAGAUGGACCCCCGGCUGGAGUUCACCUUCCAACUGCUGAUCGACGGCACGGGGCUCCCCCGACACGCCAUUAUGGAUCAUGUGUUCGAAGGAAAUAUGCUGGACGACAUAAACCAGCUCUUCCUUCCACACAUGCGGAACAAGCUCCUCUGGUACUACCAAGAUGUGGAGGAGGUUGAGAACCCUCAACUGGAGAAUGGCAAGCCGCGACUGCAGGGGCCUGGUAAACAACCGCCAGCCGUCACGCUGAAGAAGAAGCUGUUCCUCUCUGACGGGUGGGACGUCAGGUUUACUGGAGUCUGCAUCUACAUGUUCAGGAUUAAUGUCAGCAAGCAACUGCCCGAGGAGGGGUUCCAUAAGGAUUUAUUUUGCGGCAUUCUCAACGCGGAGCACGUGGGUUUAGUGACGGCAAUAGAGAGGGUGAUGGAGCACGUGUACAUGAAUGCGCUGGCGCACCCCAGCAGCGACGGCGACGAAGACGAGACCAAAUUCCCUAUUGUCAAGAACCAGCUGUUGCCGGGCCUGAGGUCCUUUUGCAGUGCACUUAAAGUAUGUGAAGACGUGUGCAACCAAGUGAAUUUGUUCGACGAUGGACAAACUCACAUGGCUGACAUUCAAGAUCCCAACGAGCUGAAAGAGAUGACCAAAAACCUCAACACCAUCACCAUGUUAGAGGAUCGAGUCAACGAGUGGAUCAAAAAAGUUAUGGAGAUCUUGAGUGAGAGCGAGCAACUACGCAAGGAAGUAGAUUCGAGCGGACCUCAGGACGAGUUGGAAUAUUGGAAGAAGAGAGGGGCUCAAUUCUCACAACUCGUUACCUAUCUACAGGAUAGCGAAGUCCAAUUGACCCUCACCUGCCUCCAACUUGCCAACUCCAAGGUCAUCAGACUUUGGCGGGAGACGGACCACAAAAUAACGUUCUGCUACAACGAGGCCAAGGAUAACGCCAAGUUCAUCCAAGCGAUGGAGAAAUGCUGCCACUCUCUAUACCUGGAUGACCCUGUCAAGAUUAAGGACUCUAUUCUUAGCCUGUUGCAGACAGUCAGGUUAAUUCACAGUGUGUCGCAGUUUUAUAAUACCUCGGAGAGGAUAUCGUCGUUGAUGGUGAAGAUAACAAACCAAAUGAUAGAAACGUGCAAGCAGUACAUAACGUGCCGGUUCAAAGAGACCAUUUGGUCGCAAGAGAGAUCUCUGGUGAGAGAGAAACUCAUACAUUGCAUCAACCUCAACAAGACUUACAGAGAAACUUACCUUUUCGUGAAGAACCAGCCAUUCUUGCCCAACACACAGCAAUUUAGUUUCUCGGAGAACUACGUAUUCGGAAAAUUUGAUACGUUCUGCAAAAGGCUGAACAAGAUUAUAGCAAUAUUUGACCUGAUGGAUGACUAUAACAUUUUGUUCGCGAAGAGAAUGGAAGGUCUUCUGUUGGGAGAAGACUUAGAAGACGCCAUGCAUACUUUCGACGAGUUAAAAAAAGCCGUCACAACUUGCCAAUAUGACUACUUGGACUAUAGAAACAAUGAGUUUGACAAAGACCACCACAUUUUCGAGGAAAAGACAAACGCUCUUCGGGAGUCCAUAGGGAACACCAUAGAAGUGAACUUUUCUAGCGUCUGGGAGACGCCGCAAGGCAUCAAGUUCCUUACCAGAUUUGAGAAAGUCAGCCAAAAAAUUUUGAUUACAAAACUGGCUGAGAAGUACGACCGAGUUUUGAGAUACUGCGAGAAAGAAGUCGACAAAAUAAUGAAAAUGUUCAAGCGGCAGAAGGACGACCCGCCGCUUCCGAGGAAUUAUUCACCAGUUGCAGGUCGUAUAAAAUGGUCACGCUGUCUCAUGCACAACAUGACACAGACAGUUGAGAGUGUGUGCGCGCACCCGGUGUUGCGCGCGCUGCCCGCGGCGGGAGACAUGAUGCGCAAGUACACCAACACGCGGGCGCUGAUAGCCACUUACGAGGACACCAUGAGAGCUGUGUGGAUGAACCAGAAUUUGUGGGACGUCGACGACAGCCUCAACAACACGCUCCUGAAGAUCGAUGCCAGCGGUCGUAUCGUGGUGAACCUGGAUCACGCCAUCCGCCUGCUCAUCCGGGAGUCCGACUGCCUCAUCAAGAUGGGAAUCGAUAUGCCAAUCGUUUGCCACUCGCUGUAUGCGAAGAAAAAUUAUUUCACUUUGGUCAAUGAUUCCUUGCAGUUUCUACUCGAGGACUACCUUCGCACAGUUCGACGCGUGAAGCUCGAAGUGCGUCCUCUCUUCCUCCCUCAAGUGGUUCGUCUCUCGUUCCUCCUGCUCCCUGGUCUUCGCUCCGUGGCCUGGACGAACGAGGACUGGAAGGAGUUCAUCGACCGCGCCAAUGCUGCCAUCAAAUGCUUCGACGUACUCGUUACUAGAGUCCACGACAUAUACACCAAUAGGAUCAUUUACGUACUCUCCGGCAUGCAGGAAGUCACCUUGUUCAACUUACCUGAGGAGACGCCCUGGUCGGUAGAGGAAUUCAUUGAAAAUGUCGAAACGGGUUGUCGCAACGCUUGCGUCGAGCUGAACCGCAAGAGCCUGAUGGUGGAGGAAGCAGUGGAAGAGGUUUUGGACUUGGUAAAAAAAGCCGCCCAGCAGAUCAAACCAACAGAAACUAAUCCAGACUUUGAGUUCUUGAUAGCUGAAGAUGAGCCCGGUGGCAGCGGGGCUGCGUCAUCAACCAACGAGUCCUCCGCCAGCGGACCCCAGGACUGGACCCCGGUGUACGAAUGCUUCGACAGCCCGUACAGGCUGCUGUCCACACCAGCAGGUGGACUGUCCAAGGGAAUGCAGGAGAUGGUGAAGAACGCUGUGAGUGAAAUGCGCCGGUACUACAGCCGCAAGGUCGUAGACGUGCUGAUCAGGGUGACGCGGCGGUCUCUUGACCUCAUCAUCAAGCAGUUCUCCAACGAGAUCCCUGUCGAUGAGUCCCAAAAGAAGCCGAUAUUCCUUCUGCACGCGACGCUGAUGAUCCCGAACGUUUCUGUCAAGCCAACCCUGGAUGAGAUACAGGAGGUGCUGACCCUGGCCGGGAGACAUAUCUCUGGUCUGGCCAAAGGAGUAGCCCAGUGGACCGGCGGAAAGACUUCUAGGGUUAGCUGGAAGCAACUGGCGGGGCCUCAGUCAACCCAACUGUUAGAAGUAGUCACGAAGCUUGACGAACAGGUCGCAUCAGUGGUGCCAAUGUCGCAAAAGGCGAUGAAAGCACCGGAUCCGGCGAAGAUGAAGAGGAAGAAGCAUUACAGAUUAGAGUCAGAGGAGAAACCGUCGUUUCCCUUCCAACAGAAGAACUUUUAUAAUUACGUGAUGGAAAACAAGGAAAUUGUAAAGACGUUAUCUUUGUUGUCGACGUGUUGUCAGAAUGUUAAGACGGAAUUAAACACCUUAGUUAAACGAUGGCGACCAUACCAUUAUUUGUGGAAAUGCGAGAAAACACUCCGCCAGCUGUUAGCGUGGAAUCUCAACGACUUUGAAUUAUCUCUCAAGAGGCACAGCGAACUAGAGGCUAGUCUGUCCACAGAGCCGGACAUUUUGAUCAUCGGCAACUGCCUGGCUGUGUCCACGGAGAAACUCAAACUAGGACUUACCACCGAACUCAAGAACGGUACCCACCGAAUAAGUCAAGCCAUGCGCAAAAAAUACAAGCGCGAAAUGGACUACGUUUACGCCAUAAUGAACGAUUUGGAAAGAAAGCUCGAGCGACCCAUCCGCGACUUGGACGAUGUUCGCACGGUCAUGGAAACCCUCAAGAAGAUCCGGGAACAGGAGGUGGACAUGGAGCUGAAGAUCGACCCCGUCGAAGAAGCAUUUAACGUAAUAACACGCUACGAACUGCCAGUCAGUAAAGAAGAUCUGGAACAAGUGGACAACCUGCGCUAUACCUGGCAGCAGCUGCAAGCCACGGCUCUAGCAUCCCAAGUGCAUUUGCUGGUGAUGCAGCCGUCCUUUGAAGCGGACCUGAGAGCAAAUCUGGACAGGUUCAGAGAGGACAAUACAGAAUACUGCCAUGAAUACCGACACGCAGGUCCAAUGCAGACUGGACUGUCACCGAGAGAAGCCUCUGACAGACUUAUGUUGUUCCAGAAUCGUUUUGAUGGAAUGUGGCGAAAAUUACAAACGUAUCAAAGCGGCGAAGAACUCUUCGGCUUACCCCACACCGAGUACCCCGAGCUGGCUCAAAUCAGGAAGGAGUUAAAUCUCCUUCAAAAGUUGUACAAACUGUACAAUGACGUCAUCGACCGAGUCAGCAGUUACUAUGAUAUACCGUGGGGAGAAGUCAACAUAGAAGAAAUCAAUAAUGAGCUGAUGGAGUUCCAGAAUAGAUGCCGCAAAUUGCCGAAGGGGUUAAAAGAAUGGCCAGCAUUCUUCGCUCUCAAGAAAACAAUAGACGACUUUAACGACAUGUGCCCCCUCCUGGAGCUGAUGGCCAACAAGGCCAUGAAGCCGCGCCACUGGCAGCGGAUCAUGGAGGUCACCAAGUACAACUUCGAGUUGGACAAUGAGGACUUCUGCCUCAAGAACAUUCUCGAAGCACCCUUGCUUCCGAACAAGGAAGAUAUUGAGGACAUAUGCAUAUCGGCGAUGAAAGAGAAGGACAUAGAAGGCAAACUGCGACAAGUGACCAACGAGUGGUCAGUCCACGAGCUGACCUUCCAGACGUUCAACAACCGUGGGGAACUGCUCCUAAGGGGCGACACCACGGCCGAGACCAUCGGGGCGUUGGAAGACAGCCUCAUGAUACUGGGCUCUCUGCUGUCUAAUAGAUACAACGCACCAUUUAGGAAACAAAUCCAACAGUGGCUUUAUGACUUGCAAAGCACAAACGAGAUAUUAGAGAGAUGGUUACUUGUGCAAAACAUGUGGGUGUACCUCGAAGCCGUCUUCGUAGGCGGCGACAUCGCGAAACAGCUGCCCAAAGAAGCCAAGCGAUUCUCUAAAAUCGACAAAUCCUGGCAGAAAAUCAUGCAAAGAGCACACGAAACACCUGGCGUAGUCUCCUGCUGUGUUGGAGACGACCUCCUGAGACAACUACUGCCCCAUUUGCAAGAACAACUAGAACUUUGCCAGAAGAGCCUGAGCGGUUAUUUGGAGAAGAAGAGGACAAUGUUCCCGAGGUUCUUCUUCGUGUCAGACCCGGCAUUGCUUGAGAUAUUAGGACAAGCGUCCGAUUCACAUACAAUUCAGAACCACUUAUUGUCUAUAUUUGACAACACUCGCUACGUUAAGUUUCAUGACAUAGAAUACAACAAGAUGAUCGGUAUCGUGUCGUCGGAGGGUGAGGAGAUAAAGUUGGAGCGGCCCGUGCGCGCGGAGGGGUCGGUGGAGACCUGGCUCACGUCUCUGCUCCAGUCAGCGCAGGGCAGCCUCCACGCCAUCAUCAGGAACGCGGUCGCCUUCAUCAACGACCCCGCCUUCAAUCUGCUGAUGUUUCUGGACAAAAUGCCCGCACAGGUAGGCCUGCUCGGCAUCCAAAUAAUUUGGACGCGGGAUGGGGAGCUGGCCCUGAUGCAGGCGCGGCAGGACAAGAAGAUCAUGAUGGAGACCAACAACAAGUUCCUGGAACUGCUGAACACCCUCAUCGACCAGACGACGCGGGACCUGCUCAAGAUUGAGCGCAUCAAGUUCGAAACCCUCAUCACUAUCCACGUGCAUCAGAGGGAUAUAUUUGAUAUGUUGUGUCGUCUCAACGUGCGUUCUGCAACAGACUUCGAGUGGCUGAAGCAAUGCCGGUUCUACUUCAAAGAGGACGCGGACAAAACGUGGAUUUCCGUGACAGACGUCACUUUCACGUACCAGAACGAGUACCUCGGGUGCACUGAGAGGCUGGUCAUCACACCGCUCACUGAUAGAUGCUACAUAACACUAGCUCAAGCCCUGGCAAUGAGCAUGGGCGGGGCCCCGUGCGGGCCCGCGGGCACGGGCAAGACGGAGACCGUCAAAGACAUGGGCAAGACACUCGCCAAGUACGUUGUCGUAUUCAACUGCUCGGACCAAAUGGACUACAGGGGUCUAGGCCGCAUCUACAAAGGCCUGGCCCAGUCAGGAUCGUGGGGCUGCUUCGACGAGUUCAACCGGAUCGAACUCCCAGUGCUGUCGGUGGCGGCGCAGCAAGUCGCCGUGGUCCUCUCCGCCAAGAAGGAGAAGAAGAAGACCUUCAUCUUCACAGACGGAGAUAUGUCGGAGAUGUGCCCCGAGUUUGGAAUAUUUAUAACUAUGAACCCCGGUUACGCCGGUCGCAAAGAGCUGCCGGAGAAUCUUAAGAUCCAGUUCCGCACCGUCGCUAUGAUGGUGCCAGACCGGCAGAUCAUCAUCAGAGUGAAGCUCGCCUCUUGCGGCUUCCUAGAGAACAUCACACUCGCGAGGAAAUUCUACACGCUGUACAAGUUGUGCGAGGAGCAACUUACUAAACAGGUUCACUACGACUUCGGCCUCCGUAACAUCCUCUCCGUCCUCCGCACGCUUGGCGCAGUCAAACGAGUGAACUUCGAAGACAAUGAGAGCACCAUCGUGAUGAGAGUCCUUCGGGAUAUGAAUCUAUCCAAAUUGAUAGACGAAGACGAGCCGCUGUUCAUAUCCCUCGUCGCGGAUCUAUUCCCGAACCAAGCGCUGGAGAAAACCUCAUAUGCGGAGCUGGAGGAGAGUAUACAGAAGCAGGUCGAGAUGACUGGCUUGAUAUUUCAUCCGCCGUGGGUGCUGAAAAUUAUUCAGUUAUAUGAAACACAGCGUGUUCGACAUGGAAUCAUGACGCUAGGUCCACCAGGAGCGGGAAAAACCACCUGCAUUCAUACCCUAAUGAACGCUCUUACUGAGACAGAGAAUCCUCAUAGAGAAAUGAGAAUGAAUCCGAAAUCUAUAACCGCGGCCCAAAUGUUUGGUCGGCUAGAUGUAGCCACCAACGAUUGGACAGAUGGGAUAUUCUCCGCAUUGUGGAGGAAAACACUCAAAAUUAAAACUGGGGAAUAUAUUUGGCUAGUGCUAGACGGACCAGUUGAUAGUAUAUGGAUCGAAAAUCUAAACUCUGUAUUAGAUGACAACAAGACAUUAACACUGGCGAAUGGUGACCGCCUCACGAUGUCCCCAACAUCAAAAAUUAUAUUCGAACCAGAAAAUAUUGACAACGCCUCCCCUGCGACUGUCUCCAGAAAUGGAAUGGUCUACAUGAGCGCAUCCGGUUUGGACUGGGAGCCAGUUCUCCGAGCGUGGCUAAAAUUGCGGUCUGCAGGGGAAGUCGAGGUUUUUACCUCUUUAUUCGAGGACACGUUUCCGUUAAUUUACACCUGGUGUACUCAGAAUCUUGUCUUCAGUAUGAAAGUGCUACAAAGUAACAUCAUUUUACAAAUGCUGAGUCUCCUAGAGGGCCUAGUUCCACCGCAAGUGAUAGAGCCCGAGGAUCCCUCCGCGUCUAAGUCAGUCAACGGUGACAUAGACGACGAGGAAGAAAAGGAAAACAAAGAGGAAAUCGUUCUCUUCACUCCUGAGCAUUUACACAAGAUAUACGUAUUCACACUUUUUUGGGGUUUUGGUUCUUUAUUGGAAACAAACGACAGAGCUCGACUAGACACAUACAUCAAAAAGAACUUUUCCAAAAUUUUAGAUAUGCCGAAACACCCAAAUAACAAACCUUCUACAGCAUUUGAUUUUUAUGUGAAACAUCCCGGUAAAUGGGAGUUGUGGGAUGAUUUGCUGACAAAUUACCAAUACCCGGAUACAGCUACUCCAGAUUACUCGACAAUACUAGUCCCAAUCGUUGAUAAUGUGAGAAUCAACUACUUGAUACAUAGUAUCGCCAAACAAGGAAAAGCAGUACUUUUAUUAGGUGAGCAAGGCUCAGCCAAAACUGUAAUGAUGAAGGCGUACAUGAAAAACACUAACCCAGAACAUUUCUUAGGCCGGUCAUUCAAUUUCUCCUCGGCUACAAGUCCGUACCAGUUCCAAAAAACAAUAGAGAGUUAUGUUGAAAAGCGGAGCGGUAUGACCUUUGGGCCGCCAGGAGGAAAGAAAAUGCUGGUUUUCAUAGACGACAUAAACUUACCACAGAUCAACGAGUGGGGCGAUCAGAUCACGAACGAAAUCGUGAGACAAGUUAUGAGCCAAGGCGGGUUCUAUAGUUUAGAGAAACCGGGUGAUUUUACAACCAUUGUUGAUAUUCAAUUUUUAGGAGCCAUGGGACAACCAGGUGGAGGCAGAAAUGAUAUACCCGCUAGACUCAAACGACAAUUCGCAAUCUUUAACUGUCCUCUACCCAAUAAUGAAGCUAUUGACAAAAUAUUUAAAGUAAUAGGAGAAGGUCAUUAUAAUGCGAAACGUGGAUUUGCUGCGGAUGUGAGAGCUCUUAUUAAAAAGGUGAUCCCCUUGACGAGAGAAUUGUGGAUGAGGACACGGCAGAAUUUGCUGCCUACACCGGCCAAGUUUCACUACGUAUUUUCCUUGCGAGAUCUUUCUAGAGUUUGGCAAGGUUUGGUGGGCACUUUAUCCAACGUGAUCGAGUCGGAGAAAUGUCUUAUGUUAUUGUGGAAACACGAAUGUUUGAGAGUUUUCUCAGACCGAUUUACACAUCAAGCGGAUAAAGAUUGGUUUAGUAAGACAUUGUUUGAUAUAGUAGAGGAAAUUUUAGGAAAAGAUUAUAAAAAGAUGAUGGAACAGGACCCAGUUUUCGUUGAUUUUAUGAGAGAUGCUCCAGAGCCGACUGGCGAAGAAGGUGAAGACGCCGAUAUGGAACUUCCAAAAGUUUACGAACCAGUAUUUGACUAUGCAGAAUUGCGGGAACGUCUUGAAAUGUUCCUCGCACAAUACAAUGAAAUGGUUCGAGGGUCAGGCAUGGAUCUUGUUUUCUUCCCCGACGCCAUGUACCAUUUAGUGAAAAUUUCCAGGGUUAUAAGGCAUCCGAGAGGAAACGUCAUGCUUGUAGGUGUAGGAGGCUCUGGCAAGCAAUCUUUGACCAAAUUGUCCACCUUUAUUGCUGGAUACAGAUCGUUCCAAAUCGCAUUGACGAGAUCUUACAAUGUAGGAAACUUUUUAGAAGACUUGAAACUUUUAUACAGAUCAUGUGGAGUCCAAGGUAAAGGGACAACCUUUAUAUUUACCGAUUUAGACAUAAAAGAGGAAGGAUUCCUCGAAUAUUUAAAUAAUAUUUUAUCUUCUGGAGUGAUAUCAAACCUGUUUACCAAAGACGAGCAGCAGGAAAUCAUCACAGAGUUAACACCGAUUAUGAAGCGGGAAAAUCAGAAGCGAACGCUAACAACAGAGCUGGUGAUGGAAUAUUUCUUAAACAGAACUUGUCAAAAUUUACAUGUCGUCUUAUGUUUCUCACCGGUAAGUGAAGCAUUCAGAUAUCGAGCUAUGCGUUUUCCGGCGCUUAUUUCAGGGUGCACCAUUGAUUGGUUCCAACCUUGGCCAAAAGACGCGCUGGUUUCGGUCGCCGAUCAUUUCCUAGCAGAGUUUGAAAUUGAAUGCACUAAAGAAGUAAAAAAAGAAUUGGUCACUGUCUUAGGUACAAUACAAGAUGUUGUAUCCAAAGUAUCCACUGAGUAUUUCAACAGGUUCCGUCGUUCAUCUCAUGUAACACCCAAGUCAUAUUUAAAUUUCAUUGCUGGCUAUAAAAAUAUUUACCACAUGAAACAGAAUGAAUUAGGAGAUGGAGCUUUGCGAAUGGAUACAGGUUUAGAGAAAUUACGAGAAGCUUCUAUAGCAGUUGAAGUGUUGAAGAAAGAUUUGUCAGUGAUGGAACAAGAUUUAGCACUUGCUUCGGAGAAAGCAGAUAGAGUACUUACGACAGUGACAGAACGGGCAAUGCAAGCGGAAAUAGUAAAAAAUCAAGUUCAGAUUGUAAAAGAAAAAGCUGAAGCGUUAGUAGCGUAUAUUGCUGAAGAAAAACAAAAGGCUGAAAUGAAACUAGAAGCUGCAAAACCAGCUCUAGAAGAAGCAGAAUCAGCUCUGAAUACAAUAAAACCAGCCCACAUAGCUACCGUUAGAAAGCUGGGACGUCCUCCCCAUCUUAUUAUGAGGAUAAUGGACUGUGUACUAAUUCUCUUUCAAAGGCGACUACAUCCACUUAUUCCAGAUACAGCGGCGCCAUGUCCGAAACCAUCUUGGCCAGAAUCUUUAAAGAUGAUGGCGAGCACCACCUUCUUAUUACAACUGCAAAACUACCCUAAAGAUAUUAUUAACAACGAGAUGGUGGAGCAUCUGGUGCCGUACUUCGAGAUGGAAGACUACAACAUGGACACAGCGAAGAGAGUCUGCGGUGACGUAGCCGGCCUUCUCUCUUGGACCAAAGCCAUGGCGUUCUUCCAUAGCGUCAACAAGGAAGUACUCCCGUUGAAAGCUAACUUGCUACUGCAAGAAGCUAGAUUGAAGGUAGCUAUGGAAGACCUUGCAUCAGCAGAACGUCAGUUAGAAGAAAGAGAAAUGUCGCUACGAAAAGUGAAGGAACACUAUGAGUCUGCCGUUUCAGAAAAACAGCAACUCACAGAUGCACUCAAUGUUUGUCUCAGAAAAAUGACGGCUGCUACAGCGCUUAUUAACGGAUUGGGAGGAGAAAAAAUCAGAUGGACGCAACAAAGCAAAGAUUUCAAAGAACAAUUAGGACGACUGGUUGGAGACGUCGUACUAGCCACUGGGUUCUUAUCCUACUGCGGACCGUACAACCAAGAAUUCAGAAAUAAUCUGUUGGACACGUGGAUGGGCAUACUGAAAAAGAAAGAAAUACCCGUAACAAACAAUUUGAAUAUUACAAAUAUGUUGGUCGAGAACGCAACUAUUUCUGAAUGGACUUUACAAGGUCUCCCCAACGAUGAUUUGUCAGUGCAAAAUGCACUAAUUGUGACAAAAGCUAGCUCCUAUCCGCUCCUAGUAGAUCCCCAGAGUCAAGGUAAAAAUUGGAUUAAGAAUAAAGAAAGUACAAAUGAGCUUCAAAUCACGUCAUUAAACCACAAAUAUUUUCGUACUCACCUUGAAGACAGUCUGUCUUUAGGAAGACCGCUGUUAAUAGAAGAUGUCGGAGUGGAACUGGAUCCAGUCAUCGACAAUGUAUUGGAGAAGAACUUUAUAAAGUCGGGUUCGAUUGAAAAAGUGAUUGUAGGAGACAAGGAAUGCGAUGUUAUGCCUGGUUUUAUGCUGUAUAUUACGACAAAACUCCCAAAUCCUGCAUACUCACCAGAAAUAAGCGCUAAAACAUCAAUUAUUGACUUUACUGUAACGAUGCGAGGUCUUGAAGACCAAUUACUUGGUCGUGUAAUACUGAUGGAAAAAUCAGAUCUAGAAGAAGAACGUGUCGCUCUAUUUGAAUCAGUAAUGAAGAAUCAAAGAAGUAUGAAAGAACUAGAAAGUAACUUACUAUGUCGUCUGACUUCCUCUGAAGGAUCUUUGGUAGACGAUGAAGCCUUAAUUCAAGUGCUUCAAAUAACUAAAACGACAGCCGAAGAAGUUAAUGAAAAGCUAAAAGUGGCUGAAGUGACAGAGAAGAAAAUUGUCAAAGCUCGCGAAGAAUUCCGAGCUGUAGCAGGCCGCGGCUCUAUACUAUACUUCUUGAUCGUCGAAAUGAGCAACGUAAAUAUCAUGUAUCAAAAUUCGUUGAAACAAUUCUUGACUAUAUUCGACAAUUCUAUAACAAAAUCGACCAAAAGCAAUGAUACCGAAGAGAGAAUCGAUAUAAUUCUCAAAUAUUUGACACACGAGGUGUGGGCAUUUACACUUCGUAGUUUAUAUGAAAGACACAAAGCUUUAUUCACGCUGAUGUUGGCUAUGAAAAUCGACUGCCAUCGAGGCUUGAUCUCUCACGACGAGUUUAUGGCGUUCGUAAAGGGUGGCGCCUCUCUCGACCUGAAUGCCGUCACUCCAAAGCCGUUCAGAUGGAUUCUGGACAUCACAUGGCUGAACUUAGUUGAAAUAAGUAAACUAAUGAAUUUUUCUGAUGUACUCCAAAGGAUAUCAUCUAACGAAAAGGAGUGGCGGGUCUGGUACGAGAAGGCGCGGCCCGAGGAAGAAGUGCUCCCCAGCGGGUACAACGACAGCCUCGAUGUCUUUCGAAAACUUCUCUUGAUCAGAUCUUGGAGUCCUGAUCGCACACUAUCACAAGCGAGGAAGUAUAUUGUUGAUUCACUUGGUCCUGAGUACGGCGAAGGAUGUAUUCUGAAUUUAGAAACAACUUGGGAAGAAUCAGAACCUAGAACUCCUUUAAUUUGCAUACUAUCCAUAGGGUCUGACCCCUCUGCUCAGAUCGCGGCACUAGCGAAGGCCAAAGAGAUUGUUUUGAAAGCAGUCUCAAUGGGACAAGGACAAGAAAUAGUUGCCCGUAAGAUGAUCUCUGAUUCUAUGAAUGAAGGUGGUUGGGUGCUGCUGCAAAACAUACAUCUGUCUCUACCUUUCUGCGUCGAAGCCAUGGACGCCCUCAUUGAAACCGAACACAUUCAGGAAUCAUUCCGACUAUGGCUUACUACUGAAGUACACACCGAAUUUCCAAUAGGCUUACUCCAAAUGGCCAUAAAGUUCACUAACGAACCACCACAGGGUAUACGAGCCAGUAUGAAGAGAACCUAUCAGAACAUCACUCAAGACUUUUUGGACUAUUCAUCAUUACCGCAAUGGCCUCCUCUUUUAUAUGCCGUGGCGUUUUUGCAUACGAUAGUCCAAGAACGAAGAAAGUUCGGGCCCCUAGGAUGGAACAUCCCGUACGAAUUCAACCAAGCAGACUACGCCGCAUGCGUGCAAUUUGUGCAGAACCAUCUCGACGAAAUAGACCCCAAGAAGGGCAUAUCGUGGCCAACGGUCUGCUAUAUGCUCGGUGAGGUCCAAUACGGUGGUCGUGUCACGGACGACUUCGAUAAGCGUCUGCUGACUACUUUCACCAACGUCUGGUUCUGCGACGUUCUCCUGAGGCCCGGAUUUGAAUUUUACAAAGGUUAUAAAGUGCCUACAACUCGGAAUCUGCAAGGUUACGUGGAUUAUAUAAACCAGUUGCCUUUGACUGAUACGCCGGAGGUAUUUGGCCUGCAUGGAAACGCGGACAUAACCUAUCAGAUCAAUAGUGCUAAGGAUAUUUUGGACACGAUUUUGAGCGUGCAGCCGAAGGAAGGCGGCAGUCAGGGAGGCGAGACAAGAGAAACUAUUGUGUAUCGUCUGGCAGAGGAUAUGCUUGAUAAACUUCCGAAACAGUACGUCAGCUUUGAAAUCAAAGAAGCCCUCGCCAAGAUGGGCGCUUUCUUACCGAUGAACAUCUUUUUGAGGCAAGAAAUCGACAGAAUCCAGAAAGUGAUUAAGACAGUGCAGUCCACGCUGUGUGACCUGAAGCUGGCGAUAGACGGUACGAUUGUAAUGAGUCAAGGCCUGCGCGAGUCACUUGACGCCAUGUAUGACGCGCGGAUACCACAAAAGUGGCUAAAGGUGUCCUGGGAGUCAGCGACCCUAGGGUUCUGGUACACGGAGCUGCUGGAGCGAGAGCAGCAGUACAGGGUUUGGCUGAAGAAUGGCCGCCCCACCACCUUCUGGAUGACCGGAUUUUUCAACCCACAAGGAUUCCUCACAGGCAUGAGACAGGAAGUAACUCGCAGCCACAAGGGCUGGGCCCUGGACUCUGUGGUGCUGCAGAAUCACAUCACGAAGUUCAAUCGAGAGGACGUUCACGAGGGGCCAGCCGAGGGCGUGUACGUCUAUGGAUUGUUCCUCGAAGGUGCAUCUCUAGACAGGAAGACUGGUAAGCUGAUAGAAUCGAAACCCAAAGUGCUAUACGAGCAAAUGCCAGUGAUCUACAUAUUCGCAAUCAACACCACAGCCGGGAAGGACCCGAGACUCUACGAGUGCCCAAUGUACAGGAAGCCGCAACGCACUGACGCCAAGUACAUAGGGUCUAUAGACUUCGAGACAGACAGCAGCCCUAGACACUGGACGCUUCGGGGAGUCGCGUUGCUCUGCGAUAUCAAAUAGAUCAACUCUUCGUAUAGACGGAUGUACUUUUACACUCGGCCGAUUUAACAUCGGUUAGGUAACUCAUGUCACACAAUUUGAUUACGUCACUUAUGUAAUUUGAUUAACGACAAAGGAGUAGUUCCAAAUUCUAUACAUAUAUACAUAUGAUCACGUUUAUAUCCCUUGCGGGGCUGACAGAGCCAACAGUCUUGAAAAGACUGAAUGGCCACGUUCAGCGAAUUUCCAUUGAUAUUGAAAUUUCAUUAUAUGCAUAAUAAAUCGUGAAUAAUGGUUAUGAAAACACAACUACUUCAUUUGAAAAGAAUAAUGAUUCGGAUGCACCAUGUUUAGGGAAAUCAAUUACUUCAAGGGACUCGGCGGAUUUAAUUGGAGAUCCAAUAAAAUAGUAUGACACUCUAGAAUUCGUAGAAGUAUCUAGAAAAAAAUAUGUGCAAUUCUAACACAAUAGAUGACACCUUCGAUUACUUAACAGAAUAUCUUCGUGAAUCUCUAUCAGCAAAUCAUACACAUUUUCGAUUAAUCACAAUAGUGGAAAGAAAUAUAGUUACAAUCGGUAUUGUAGUUAUUAGGAAAACAGCUUAAUU